AUGACCCAGGCCGGCCGGCGGGGUCCUGGCAGACCCUGGCCGCGAUCCGGAGCACGGCCCAUGGCCUCCCCGCGCCUCGGGACCUUCUGCUGCCCCACGCGGGACGCCGCCACACAGCUCGUGCUGGGCUUCCAGCCGCAGGCCUUCCACGCGCUGUGCCUGGGCAGCGGCGCGCUACGCCUGGCGCUCGGCCUCCUGCAGCUGCUGCCCGGGCGCCGGCUCGCGGGCCCCGGGGCCCCCGCGACAGCCCCUCCGGCCUCGGCCCGCAUCCUGCGCGCCGCCACCGCCUGCGACUGGCUCGGCUGCCUGGGGAUUGUAGUCCGGUCUACGGUGUGGUUAGGAUUUCCAGAUUUCGUUGAAAGCAUCUCAGACGUGAACAGGACAGACAUUUGGCCUGCCGCCUUCUGUGUGGGGAGCGCAAUGUGGAUCCAGCUGUUGUACAGUGCCUGCUUCUGGUGGCUGUUUUGCUAUGCGGUUGAUGCCUAUCUGGUGAUCCGGAGAUCUGCGGGACUGAGCACCAUCCUGCUCUACCGCAUCAUGGCGUGGGGCCUGGCCGCGCUGCUCUGCGUCGAGGGAGUGGUGAUCCUCUACUACCCCUCCGUGUCCAGGUGUGAGAGGGGUCCGGAGCACGCCAUCCCCCACUAUGUCACCACAUACUUGCCGCUGCUGCUCGUCCUUGUGGCUAACCCCAUUCUGUUCCAAAAGACAGUGACUGCAGUGGCUUCUUUACUAAAAGGAAGACAAGGUAUUUACACAGAGAACGAGAGACGGAUGGGAGCCGUGAUCAAGAUCCGAUUUUUCAAAAUAAUGCUGGUUUUCGUUAUUUGUUGGUUGUCGAACAUCAUCAACGAAAGCCUUUUAUUCUAUCUUGAAAUGCAACCAGAUAUCAAUGGAGGCUCUUUGAAGCAUGUCAGAAAUGCAGCCAAGACCACCUGGUUUAUUAUGGGGAUACUGAAUCCAGCCCAAGGAUUUCUCUUGUCUCUGGCCUUCUACGGCUGGACAGGAUGCAGCCUGGAUUUUCAGUCUCCCAGGAAGGAGAUCCAGUGGGAGUCGAUGACGACCUCGGCCACUGAGCGGGCUUACCGGUCCCCAGAGGGCUCCUGUGUGCCCCAUGAAAGCCUCACUUCCAGGAAGACAGUGCAUGUUGGCGGGCACACUUCCGAUGAGGCCCUGAGCAUGCUCUCUGAAGGUUCCGAUGCCAGCACAAUUGAAAUCCACAUUGCAAGUGGGUCCCGCCAUGAAGAUGAGGUCAAAUCUCUUUCCCAAACCCAGGGAGACCUUUGAGAGGGACAUGACACGGGUCCAGACCCCGCAUCCCUCAAAGUCGACAUCUCUCUUUGUUUUGAACUGUUCUCGCCUUCCUGUCACCACACUGCCAGGUGUGGCAUCCCCCCAACCUCACCCAAUAUUAGAACUUCUUCCCGAGGGUCCUCUUGGUGAUGAGAACUGAUCCACGAGCUGGUGCUUGGGAGUGGAAAACGCCUUCUAAACCAAACAGCAGCUUCUCUAGACUCUUAGUUGCCCUCUGUUUUUCUGAGGCUGGCUGUAAUGUAAAUGCCGGAUCCCGGUCCUUGGGAAAAGUUAAUAAAGUAGUUGCAACCGA
Messenger RNA from Equus quagga, 1603 nucleotides. It is a transcript of the gene GPR143, whose product is annotated as G protein-coupled receptor 143. Gene Ontology annotation, biological process: G protein-coupled receptor signaling pathway; regulation of calcium-mediated signaling; melanosome organization. Lineage: Eukaryota; Metazoa; Chordata; Mammalia; Perissodactyla; Equidae. The transcript has 9 exons. Bases 1 to 1284 code for a protein of 427 amino acids. Gene Ontology annotation, cellular component: plasma membrane; melanosome membrane. The record is from RefSeq and is a predicted model, not a curated record. Gene Ontology annotation, molecular function: dopamine binding; L-tyrosine binding; L-DOPA receptor activity.